This is a messenger RNA of Ostertagia ostertagi, 684 nucleotides long. NCBI's taxonomy places the organism in Eukaryota, Metazoa, Nematoda, Chromadorea, Rhabditida, Trichostrongylidae. The record is from the annotation of a GenBank genome assembly.
AUGCAUGCAUUUCAGGCGCUAUCCUCACUUGCGAAACCACCCGUAUUUGCGGGUGUUGAGCCGUUGUUAUUCGAUGUGGUGGCGUGGAAAUUCACAGUGGUUUUCCUUUCAUUACAACUGAUCCUUCACUGGAUUCUGCCACACGAUAAUGUCUACCUGUUGAGCUCAACUGGUGAUCGAAAGAAGCCGGUGAACGGUUUCAGUUCAUGUCUUCUGCUUUGCCUACUGUAUGUGAUGGGCAGUGGACUAGGCAUUUAUCGCAAUGAUCUGCUAUUUAUUCACUUUGAAUCAGUCAUCGUAUGCAUGGCUGUCGUCUGUGUGACCCUCUGGCUUAUCAUGCUAAUCAAUUAUCGAUUGGGAGAAUACUAUAACGUUCUUGACAUCGAUCUCAAGCAUUUCGUUCGAUCGCGUAUCACUCUGGUUAUGUUUCCUGUAUUGUACUGUUCUUCGGUCUCCAUAAUAGCCCAUACUCAAAAAUCGAUCUCAUUACUAUCAUGCUGUGUGCUUACGGUUGCUGCUUUCGUUUCUAUAUACAUGACAACAGUUAUUGAUAAGCAAAAGUACGAUUUCCGACGAUCGAAAGGAUUCAUCAAAAAUACUGGAGUGGAUCGCUAUAUUAGUCACAGCCAAGAAGCGGCUACUGGGCCUCAUGUCGACAUCCGAACUAUGUUUCUGAAGCGGUGA